This is a messenger RNA of Pelobates cultripes (western spadefoot toad), 28538 nucleotides long. Lineage: Eukaryota; Metazoa; Chordata; Amphibia; Anura; Pelobatidae. The record is from the annotation of a GenBank genome assembly.
CGUGGCCAUGUGUAUUGUCCUUCCUGUCGGAGAGCGCUGUGGCAGGAGUAGUACUGACAGGGCGCUGAAGGUAUAUGGGAAUGGGGGGCAGUAUGAAAGGGGGAAAGGGGGGGCAGUAUAGAGGGGGGCAGUAUGAAAGGGGGGGGGCAGUAUAGAGGGGCAGUAUGAAAGGGGAGAUGGGGGGCAAUGAAAGGGAGAGGGGGGCAGUAUGAAAGGGGAGAGGGGGGCAGUAUGAAAGGGAGAGGGGGGGGGCAGUAUGAAAGGGGAGAGGGGGGGCAGUAUGAAAGGGGAGACGGGGGGCAGUAUGAAGAGGGGGGGGCAGUAUGUGAGCUCUGUCUACUGUGUGGGGUGUGAUAUGCUGGGUGAGCCAUCCCAUAGAGCUCACAGCCUGCAGGGAGGCGGCCUGGCUGACAUGGUGUCUGUAGGCAGGUAAUGGGUUUUUUCAUUAAUUUGGGGACUGAUAAAUGAGAGAAUUGCACCUUUGACUCCAAUAUUCCCUGUUUGGAGAAACCUUCUCCAACUCAUUCAGUAUGAAGCGUGGUUGUUAUGGUCUUCCCUACAAAAGUCUGGGGAAAUCCUCUAGGCACAGGGGCCAACCUCCAAAUUUGGGCUAUAUCUCCCCUGAUGCUUUGCCAGAAUUAUGGCUUUAAGAGGAUUCUGGGAGAUGUAGUCCACAACAUAUGGAGUGCCAAAGGUUGCCUAUCCCUGAUACACCUUGCUUGGUAUCUCAGGUGUUGCUGUAACUGUCCAGCAUUAACCAGGAUCUGAUGUGUAAAUGGUACAGGUACUCUCUGUAAUGACGUAAGUGAGCAAAACAUUUUUGAGACCUCAGCGGUUACUAACUGAAGAGCCUGCGAGGUUUGCUCGGUCUCAGUUUAUAUAUCCUCUGUUUUUGUAGCUUGGUUGUUAGCUCUAAAACUUGCAGUUUUCUUUAUCAUUUAAUAUUUUAGUGAAUAACCCCAUUUAAAUGCACAAAUGUAAACCCUGGUCUUGACAACUUGGUGAGCCUUCUUUAUUCAGAAUCAGUAGAUCUAUGUUACUUCUUUUAAUGUGACUCUAUCAAAUUACUUUGUAAAGAUUCCCUUUGGUGACAUCGCCACUUGGUGUGUGGUGGCACGGGGAUGUAGUUCAGGUGGGUUGUAAUUAUCUGAUGCUGUCCUCCACGGGAGCAUCCAUAAUAUCUUGUGAUGAGAGGGCUAAUGCCAUAUUCCCACAGCUGUUGCUGUUUUGUCAUAAGUUCCUACUUGGUCUUAUAAUAACUUUGAAUGCACUCGAGUUUCAAUGAAAUUUCAACACUACCUCUAUAAGCAUAUCAUAACAUUUUUAUAUGACUAAUGAUGCUUGAGCAUUUUCUGUGUGUGCAAUGCUUCAUGAUGAACCACUGAACAUACACACUCCAAGUACCAUGUCCAUUUAAAAUCUGUGACGUGGUCAUGGUGCUUUUGUGAAAAAAUGUUCUUGUAACGGUGAAGUAAAAAAAAUGGAGUUUGACGAUGUCUCUAUCAGUCAGACUGCUGUCUGUUAUUUACAUGUGUAUGUAGAACUAUAAAGUAUGUUUUGAGUUGUUAGUUUUUUUUUGUUUUUUUUUUAUUACAAAAAUAUGCGAACCUUACAUUGCUCUUCCUCUUACCUUCAUAGUGGGUGUAGCGGAACUCCCUGUACCCCUAGCUGGAACACUGGAAAACCUCAGCGCUUCUGCCCCAGUUGCCGUGGCUUCACUGGGGUCCUCCUGGAAUCUCUCCGUCCUGGAACAGUAUAGGGGACUAGCUCUAUUCCCUUCCAGGGACUGGACGACACACAGUCCUGGAAGCUCUAGUCUUUUAAAAGGACUUUUCCCGCCAAAUCCUCCACGAGUUGGAACAAGGUGCUGACCAGCGCUUCCCCUUCCACUAGACAACACAUAGUUCUGGGAGUACAACUAAGCAAAACUCUGCCUUUUAUGCACAGUCACCAGCAGGGGGUCUCCAUUGUAUUCAGCACAAGCCCCUCCCAGGACUCUCUAGGCCUGGGAGAUAAUUGCAUUAGACCAGUAAGCUAAUUAUCUCCCAGGAACAGAGAGGCAAACAUAAAAGUACCCCAAAACAUAAUAAAAGCAUAAAAUAACCCCACAGUAAUACAGCCCCAAAUACUACAAAGGACUACAGAUGCUCUCAGCGGUUCCUUUUGUAUCAGUACUAGGUAUUUAAAGAGGAAUUAUUUACACCAUGGAAAAUUACCUAUAGUUUGUGUUAAAGGGUUACAAAAUUCACCAUGGCAACUUGGCAUGAUGCAAGCGGAGAACUGCAAAUUUUCUGACAGAGUAUAGUCAUACAUGACCACUAUUCAGUACUAAUAUCAGUCUUGUGCAAAAAACAAACUACUUCAUUAUCAGCAUGCACUGUGCGCUGGCGUUUAACAUAAUUGUCUCAACUUGCAAACCAUGCCUGCAAUGCAAAGCCUUUAGGACUGCAGCUCAGAUGCACACAGUCAAAUACACUUUCUCACUCAGUGCAGCCCUCUAUCCAGCCCUCCACCCAUUCCUUCACUCAGAACACAUCUCUAGGAUUGGGAGAUGAGUGGUCUCAACCAGUAAGUUAAGCUAUCACUCUGCUCAUCUUGCUGCUCGUGAAUGCUUACCGCGCAUACAUGAGUGGUGUAGCAUUCAUUACCUAUUAUAGAGAUGCUUUGUGUUCAAUGCACCUCUAUCAGAAUUAGCUGAUAGGUGGGUCACAGAGGUUGCUGCGCAUGUGACCAAGGUUACUCAAUGCUUCUGUGUGGCAAGCAUUUGAUUGGACCUUGGACUGAGAACAGAUGAUUUUGCGUGGGAGAAAAUGUUUGCCACCUCCAUAGUGAAAUGUCAGGUUUUCAAGUAGUAAUUACAGCUACAUUUAUUAUUGCACGUUUAGUGGAAUUAUGGGUUUAUGGAUACAACAUACGUUUUAAUUCUAUUUGAGAUACUUGACAUUUUUUUGUUUGAGCACAAAUUAGAGGCGCUGCUUUUUGGGUUUUUUUUUGAAUCAAUAUGACGUGGAGGAAAAGAUUGUAUAGGUCUGCAAGGAAUAGUGAAACAUUUGACGAGAAGACUCUUUAGAGGGUUGUAAUGACGAGUAUCAAACCAUUUUGUAUCCUGGUAAUAAUUACACUGAACUUAUUCAGUUAUAGUUGAACAUUUUAAAUACUGAUCACAAUAAUAAAGUUUGAAUUAUUUUGAAACAUUUUUACUUAAAGGAACACUGUAGUGUCAAGAACACAAACGUGUUCCUGACCCGAUCGUGUUAAAAACACUAUCUGGCCCCCCUUGUCCCCAUAAAUAUAGUAACAUCUUACCUUUGUUCCAGUGUGCUGGCUCUACUGCUGAUCUGCCUCCUUGCUGACAUCAGAAGUGAUGAUUUCAGCCAAUUACAAUGCUUUCCAUAGGAAAGCAUUGGAUUGCCUGAGAUUGUCAAUUCUGAUGAUCUCAGCCACGGAAGCGUACCGGUGGGCAGAGCCAAACGCUACUCUGGCCUAUAAGCAUCUCAUUAUAGAGAUGUAUUGAAUCAAUGCUUAUCUAUAAGGAAAGUUUAGUGUCUCCAUACAGAGGGUGGAGACACUGAAUGUCAGUCACACUGUGCAGCACUACCCCCAGGAAGCACCUCUAGUAGCCAUCUGAGGAGUGGCCACUGAAGGUGUCCCUAGGCUGUAAUGUAAACACUGCCUUUUCUCUGAAAAGACUUCAAAAAGCCUGCAGGAACUGAUUAUACUCACCAGAACAACUACAUUAAAGGACCACUAUAGGCACCCAGACCACUUUGGCUCAAUGAAGUGGGCUGGGUGCCAGGUCCCACUAGUGUUAACCCUGCAGCUGUAUACAUAGCAGUUUCAGAGAAACUGCAAUGUUUACACUAGGGUUAAUUCAGCCUCUAGUGGCUGUCUCACUGAGAGCCGCCAGAGGCGCUUCUCGCUGUGAAAAUCACAGUGAGAAGACGCAUGUCGGUCUCUCCGUGUGUGUCGGUCUCUCCGUGUGUGUGUGUCGGUCUCUCCGUGUGUGUGUGUCGGUCUCUCCGUGUGUGUGUGUCGGUCUCUCCGUGUGUGUGUGUUGCAGGUCUCUGUGUGUGUGUGUGUGUCGGUCUCCCAGUGUGCCGUGUGUGCGUGUCUGCAGUGUGUGUGUCGGCGUCUCCGCGUGUGUGUGUGUGUGUGUGUCGGUCUCUCCGCGGUGUGUGUGUGUGUCGGUCUCUCUGUGUGUGUGUGUCGUCUGCGGUGUGUGUGUGUGUGUGUGUCGGUCUCCGUGUGUGUGUGUGUGUCGGUCUGCGUCUCUCUCCGCAGGUGUGUGCGGGUGUGUGUGUGUCGUGUCUGUGGUGCUCUGUGUGUGUGUGUGUCGGUCUCCGCGGUGGUGUGUCUCCUGCGGUGUGUGUGUGUGUGUGUGUGUGUGUGUGUCGGUCUCCGCAGUGGUGUGUGUGUGUCGGUUCCGUGGUGUGUGUGUGUCGGUCUGUGUGUGUGUGUCGGUUCGGUUCCCGGCCUCCGGGUGUGUGUGUCGGUCUCUCUGUGUGUGUGUCGGUCUCUGUGUGUGUGUGGUCUCUCUGUGUGUGUGUGUGUCGGUUCCUCUCUGUGUGUGUGUGUCGGUCUCUCUGUGUGUGUGUGUGUCGGUCUCUGUGUGUGUGUGUGUCGGGUCUCUGUGUGUGUGUGUGUGUCGUCUCUGUGUGUGUGUGUGUGUGUGGUUCUCUGUGUGUGUGUGUGUGUGUGUGUGGUUCUGUCUCUGUGUGUGUGUGUGUGUGUGUGUGUGUCUGCCUCUCGUGUGUGUGUGUGUGUGUCGGUCUCUGUGUGUGUGUGUGUGUGUCGGUCUCUCUGUGUGUGUGUGUGUGUCUGUGUGUCGGUCUCUCUGUGUGUGUCGGUCUCUCUGUGUGUGUCGGUCUCUCUGUGUGUGUCGGUCUCUCUGUGUGUGUCGGUCUCUCUGUGUGUGUGUGUGUGUCGGUCUCUCCUGAAUGGUUGGCCUCUGAAUUCCUUUCAGAAGAGACCGAGCAUGUGUAUAGUGUCCUGAAAAGGACAGAUUUCUCCAAGGCCCUAUUAUUUUGACAUGCUUAGUAGUUGCUCUCAAAAUGGCUUCUAUAGACAGCCACCAAUCAUCUUUAACAAUUGCAGAAACAGCACAGAUUUCAAAAAUUUAUUUAUUUAUUUUUGCCGGCUUUUGGAUCAGCAGCAAGCACAGAUGCGCUAAUGGCUGAAUGUGAUGGAGGCAUGUUCUUUGUCAUUUAAUAGAAAAAUCUCAGGCACUCACUGCGAUUGUUUCCAGGUAGAUUUAUUGCAACGUUUCAACCUGUUACGGUCUUUAUCAAGCUUGAUAAAGACCCUAACAGGUCGAAACAUUGCAAAAAAUCUGCCUGGAAACAAUCGCAGUGAGUGCCUGAGAUUUUUCUAUUUGUACAUAUUCCUUGGGGUUUUUGCUGACCCAUGCUCAGUAGCACCCUGGGCUGAAUUAUGGCUGAGUGCGACCCUACCCUUUUUCUCUUUGUCAUUUAAUAACAUGUUUGACAUAUGGUGUAAUUUGUUUGUAUAUCUACUAUAGUAGGUUCUUCUUUGCUAAACACUGAAGGGGACAAAAGUGUUUAAUAUUUCUUAUUUUGAUCCUUAUUUACUGCAUCCCUAUCUCUGAUUUCAGUCACCAAACACUUUCGUUCUUGAGUAUUUCAGAAUAUAUGUACAAAAUAAUGCAACUUUUUGGGGUUGGUUUUGCUUUCUUUUGCAGGCUCUCCUUUUCAAACCCAACUAAUUCCUCUUUUGCCAGUAUUGUUUAAAACCUUAUCUUGGUUACAAAGCCACAUGUUUUGUGUGGUGUGUUUAUUUAUAUAUUUUUUUCAAAUAAGAUUUUCUGCCUGUUAAGGAGUUGUAAAGCUACCCUUAUCUUAUUAAAAAUAAUCACUAUUCAGAGAUUACCAGAUCCAAACAUCCAUUCAAGCUAGUGAUUUUAACAAAGACAUGAAUGUGCCAUUUAAUAAGAAAAAAAACAAAAACUUUCCCCUGUCUGAACUAUUCCCUCUAUACUAGUGAAUUUAAAUUCCCAGUGAUUAAAGUCUUGGUAAUAACUGAACAAAAAAAAACUGCACAUCUGGAUAACUUUUGUUUUUUUUUGUUUGUUCCUUAACACCUUCACAUUUUCCUUUUUAUCAUGUACAAUUACCUUAAAGGGACAGUUUAGUCACCUUAAGGCACCAUGGCAACAUCAUCUAAAUGAAGUUAUGGUGCCAGGAGGCACCCGGUGCACUCUUACCUCAAGGGGUUAAACUGCUAUCAAACAGUUUGACCCCAAAGUUGCCUCCAGCGCCGAUCUCAACAUCCCCCCAGACCGCAUCCCGUUUCUGAAAUUUCACUUUCAGCAAGCACAGAGUGCAGGCAUCCGUUGACCGCUCUCGGCUAAUUAGUGACUCCCCAUUAAUAAAACUGGCUAAGUAAAGGUAUGUUUCUUUCCUAGUCAGUUCUGUAAAUGGGGGGUCACUGACUGGCAGAGUGCGGUCAGCUGAUCGCUGUCCUCCAAUCAGUGGCGGCACUCUGUUUCCUGAAAGUGAAAUUUGGAGGCAACUUUGGGGUUAAACCGUCGAGUAGUUGGCCGCCAGGAAGUGCCACUAGAGGCAGUCUUAGGCCUGCAACAUAAUUAUUGCAGCUUCUCAAAAACCCUUUCAUGUCUCAUUAGAGACUUCUAUACUUUGUCUGAUACCAGCAAAGUUUAUUGAAUGUGUAGAAGCCCUAUAAAGGGUUAAAUGUUAAAGGAUUUAUAAAAUACCCCUUCCUGUCUCACUGGAGACUCUUGGCUGAUAUCAGCAUAUCUAAUGGCUAGUGUAGGAACUCACCUAUUGAGGCUUGCCUUGACGUGGCAGGUGAGCUUAUAUAUUCAAAUGGCCAUUAGAAUUAAACUAAAGAGCCUCCAUUUUUGUUUAAAUGCACAUGGGGAUUUAGGCCAGAGCGCAGGUAACAUUUUCUUUGUUUUUCUCAAAAACAUUGCAGGACUAUUUGGGACAAUGAGCGGAAGUAGUCUGAAUGACUACAGUGUCCCUUUAUGUUAACUGCCAGGUUAUGUGUUUCAUCCCACCAUGUUUUAAUCGUACCUCGUGUCAUACUUUUUCAAAUGCCAUUAACUCUAGCUACUCUGUUUUAUUAUUCACGCUUCUUGUAUUAACAUUAGCCUUUGAUCCUGUAUUAAUUUUUUUUCAUAUAUCUGCUCUGCUGAUCUCGCCACUCUCCCUCCAAUUUCCACCCCUUUAAUUUUCCCUCAGCAAAUGAAAUCUCUCUUAUAUUCUAUCUACAUUAUAAAACCUUUAAUUUCCUUCCACUUCUACUUUAGUCUCCAUUACAGCCAUAAAGAUUUUAUUCAAUGCAAAAUCCGUAACAUCCGGUACCAAGACUUUGUGCAUUGAUCUCUCUAAUUUCUUGCUGCUUUUCCACAGUAGUGCCUGGCACAGGUAGUAUCGUAGACAAUACUACCUUGGAGGUUCUCUUAAGUUUUCCAACUAACUUUCUGAACUCCUUAUACUGGAUCCUGUUUUUUUUUUCUAUAGUAGUAUCUAAAGGUGAUGACAUCUCUCAUCUGAGGGAGGGUGUUUAUGAACAUAAAUAGGCAGGUGAAAAGUUAAGUCAAUGCUUAGACACUAAGCUUGUAUUGCACUAUUAUUGUGUUACCAAACAUAUUGCUGUUUUCUGUGCUCUCUAGGACUGAACAUGUACUAUUCUCAGCUCUCACCCCAUUGAUAACUCUGUACAAGACCUUUGGCGUACCCUGCUUUGACAACAAUCAUCAGAUUACGCCUUACUCUGGAUUUGGACUGAUGUGCGUGGUACAUAGUAUUUUGGCUUUGUUUGCAUGGACUACAGAACUCAUGGAUUCUCCCUCAAUUUAACUUUGGACUCCUUAAGCUGUUGGCUAUCUGGACUCGUGGUUUAAAAACUCUCCACAGGUCUACUCCUUUAUACUGUGUGGCAGGCCUCAGAUUCAUAUAAAGAAUUAUUCUUUGUAUAUUCGUUUCCCUUUUUUAAUAAUAGCACACUUGAGUGUGCUUGUGUUUUUUUUUUUUUAAAUGGACUAAUAUAUGGUUAUCUUGAACUUUACAUACAGCAGCUCUGCAGUUCCUGUAUAUGCAUUCAUCAUACGAGUUAAUAACCAUUUUGCUGGGAAAUUAAUAAUUGAAGUUCCUUUCCCUCUGACAAAUCCUCAAGGUACUGAAAUCUUCUAACCGUUUUGUUUCAUUACCUUUUAGUUUUGCCUUAAAGCGAUUGCGAAAUGUUAUUGUAUCUUUGUAUUGAUACAAGAUAGCCCCAUUUUUGCAAGUUAAUUAUGUUACGUUAAUCAAGUACAACCUAUCCUUCAUCCCCACAUCUUGUCAUUAGUUUGUUUUUUAUUUAUUUUAUCUGUUGAGUUUUUCCACAAUAUUGUGCUUUAUCAAGAAGUACCAUAUCAUGUACCAUGGAUCCUGUUCUACUUAAUAACACCCUGGGAACCAUUACCUCACGCCUGGAUCACUUGACUCAGUCUGUUCAGAACUUACAGUUGAAAACUAUUGAUUUACAAAAUCAAUUAUUAACUUUGCAAAACCAGACGCAUCACACUCCUUUUAUUAUGGAACCUCAAAUGGUUCUUCCGGAAAAGUUUUCUGGUGAACGUUCUCAAUAUAGAACCUUUAUAAAUGAAUGCAAUCUCCUAUUCUGUCUCAAACCUAGGACUUACAACUCUGAUCAGGUCAAAGUCCGUACCAUAAUUUCACUCCUAAAUGGAGAGCCUGCUAAAUGGGCCCACCAGUUAUUGGAAACUGAUAAUCCUAUAUUAAAUUCCUUGGAAAACUUUAUUCAGGAAAUGUCUCAAAUUUAUGAUGAUACAGUUUAUACUGCAGAGACUGAUAUAAGAGGAAAAACACAGAGGCGUUCUCCUGUGGAAGACUACAUUGUUUCUUUUAGAAGAUGGUCUGGGGACACAUCCUGUAAUGAAACCGCAUUAAAAAACCUAUUCUACAUUGGGCUCUCAGAAUACCUUAGAGAAGAAUUCGCAAGGACUGGAAUACCUGUCAGACUUACAGAAUUAAUGGAUAUGGCUAUAAAACUUGACAGGAGGCAUAAAGAGCAAAAUAUAGAAAAUAACUCUUCACCAAAGCCCUUAUUGACAUCUCCUGCUGUAGAACCUGUCAAAUCUGAAGCUAUGGAGGAUGCUGUUAUAAGUUCUCCUCUAAGGGAGGAUGAAGAGAAAAGACAGCCAUGCUGUCUGUACUGUACCGGUCCUGAUCAUAUGUUGGUGAACUGUCCUCUGGCAAAGUGGAACAAAUCUGGUAAGCUGAAUAUUUUUGUUCAAACCUGUUCAUCCUCUCAAUACCUCAAUUUGUUUACAUCUUUGACUUUCUACUUCACUUUGGUGCAAGUCCCAUCCAUUUAACUGCAUUAUUCCAAUCUGAUGCUAGUAAAUAAUUUUUUUUGUCAGGGACAUAGUUGCUCACUUAUCUAUCCCAACAAUUAGUAGGUUUCAGUGUUAUCUCCUCUCCAUUGUUAAAAAUUGUAAAGCAUGCACGAUGUCUUUUUACUGAAACCAGAGACACUACUCUACUACACAAUAGGUCAUAUAAUGGUUCAUUAGACCAAAAUUACAGAGAAGGGAAUUAGUGGAAGACUACUAUUAUACAUUAUUGAUAUUUUGAAUACCUGUUUAUGCAUCUUGAGUUGCUGAAUGUUCCUGCCUUCUUCCAGUACUUUAAGGUUGUUAGAGGCUGUCCUGUAUAAUGUGUAGUUUACAUACUUGGAUAAUUAGGUUUACUUAUCCUCUCUGGCCAAACAUCAGUUACAUAUAAAGAAUGUUCUUUAUUGACUGGGAACAUAUUCUUACACAAAACCAAAAUUUGUAUCUUUAAAUUUCAGGUGGUACCCUUUCUCCAUUAAUAUGGAUCCUUCUAAAGUUAAAGUGAUUUAUUGGCCAAAAAAAGAUAUGCAAAGAUUCUUGGGAUUCUUGGCACUUUAUAUAAACAAUUUAAAGAGUUCUUAACACCCUACAUUAUGGAGGGAGGGGGGAGAGUUGUGUUAAAUUGAGUGUGAAUUCCCAUUUGUGUUGCAUGUUCCAUGCGUGUUUGAUGAUAUUGUAUUCUGAGCCCAAAGUCAAAUCUGUUCCAUUAGGCAAACAUAGUUUAUCACAAAAAAAAAAUUGCUGGAACUUUUAGCAUGCAUAUACACUUUUAAAAAUAUGAUAUUUGUAUAUUUUGUGCAUGAGAACAAUAUAUAUGUCAUUUUUUUUUUUUUAAUUUAAGAGCCUUGACAUGAACUCUCCCUCUAAACACCUAUCUCUAAGUAGACAAUACUCUUUAAAAAAAAAAUAAAGCAAAAAAAAAAAAAAGCAAAUUAAGUUGAUGGUAUAAGCUUGGUUUCUGAUCGCAAGUCUGCUCUGAAUAGAACAGGAAAUAGUCCCCAUUUGAUUUUUAACUUCAAGUUUUAGAUUUAAAAAGAAAUGGGUCAUUGACAUGGCUCAAUAGGGAAAAGAUUGUAAUCAUUAUCUUUCAAAACCUAUGCUCACUAUCUACAGGUGAUCCCUCUGACAUGUGUAGCAAAUCACCUAUGUAAGGUUUGAAAAGGAUAAACCUGAAAAGUAGGUGACUACUUCUAACGAUGCUCAACAUCUCCCAUCAACCCAGAGAGAGGUUGGCAUAGGAGGCGGCACAUUUUAUGCUCAUAGGUUUCCCACACAAAUGGAGCUUGUAUCCAACAUCAAACAAAGUCACCAAAAGGAAAGCCAUCAAAACACAUUUAUAAAAUCUUUAUCAUAAAUUAAAUAUCACUCAAGAAUAAUAGUGGACUGCCUCCAGCUAUGCAUUAUCAAAAGCAAACCAUAUCCAUGGUUGUUCUCUGCUGUGAAGAAAUGAACACUUUUUUGAGAUACAAGGAUAUAUUUGGUAUCCUAAAGAUAAGAGUGGACCCAAGACUAGAGACUGAAGAAAUGCAUCCAUAAAUUCAGAAGUUCAUAGAGAGCUCGAAUUCCCACAAAAACUGAUAUAUCCAAUGGAAGAAUAUCACACUUAUGAACCUCUGUAAAUAGAUUUAAAAAAAAAAAAUGUCAUAUUUAAAAAUUCCCCAGUAUCUGGUGUUAGGAUCCAACUAUAUAUUGCUUGGGCUAGCAAAGAAAAUAAGAUUUGACAUUCAUUAGAAAGGUCCAUAUGCAGUGGUGCAUACUCUGAAAUAUCCGAUAACGGUUCCCUUGCUUUAUUCAUUUAUUCUUGUUUACUUUGCAUCAACUGGCAUCCACGCUUAUCUGUCUGACAAAACUGUCAGUGUAAUUUUGAAGUUCCAAAAGUACGGUCAUUCCUGAAACCUACGAAUUGGUUAUUUUUAUUACAUAAGAAGGCAGGGCCUGAUUAUCAUAGGGGCGGAUGGCGCUCCAACUCCAGGCCUAUCCUGCUAUGAUAGGCACACACUACUGUCAAUCUUGUAGCUGGCCCGUCCCUCUUCUCCUAAUUGAGCUCUGGUUGAGCUGCACACUAGGACUAGCCCUCUGAUAUCAGGAAAUGUAUUUGCAGUCUGCAAUCUUGUUGGAAUGAUGCUGGUAUGGCAAUGCUGCUGUAGACUGCAGGGAGGAGAGUGAUAUAUCUACCCAAUGGUAAGUUGGGAAAAAUGUCUACAAGUAGGGAUGCACCGAAAUGAAAAUUCUAGGCCGAAACAGAUAUUCAUGCACAUUAACACACAGAUGCAUAUAAAUUCACGACAUAGACACCGACACAUGCACCCUGAUACAUGUCCACACCAUGACACAGAUACACACACUGAUACACAGAAGCACAUACACAGAUGUGUGCGCACACACAGACACAGAAGCACACUGACAUAUAUACAUGCAGAUGUGCACACACUCAAACACCUACACACACACACUCAAAUACACACAUAAACACUCAAACACAAACACAUGCACUCAUACAUACAAUCAUACACACACUAAUAUUCACACACACUCACUCAUACAUACUCACACUGAUUUUUUUUUGAUUUUUUUUUUAAGAGGUGAUUAUUUUUUAAUAUUUCUAGCCACCCUCUUGUUAGCUUACCUUGUGUGUCCAGGAGGGUGGCUUGGAGUGAAGGGAUCUAGAGCUCUUCGUGCUCCUCUCCCUCCCGCACUGUCCUUCUUCAUGACGCUGGAAGUGACAGGCUGUCACUUCCUCCCAGUCGGCCGACAUUACAGGGGCCUGGUCGCGGUCUUAAAUGACCGUGGCACUCGACAGAGUCCCUGUUGAGCAGUAAUGUUUCCAUGGUGCUAUAAUCAUAGCAUUGGGGAAAUAUAACGCGGCACCCUUGUGUGCAUGUCGCGACGCCCUUUAUUACUGCCCUCCCACAAGUCCUUUAAAAAAAAUGCAUUUCUCCUUCAAUAUGCAUGGCACAUGCUCUGUCUCUACAAAUGCAUUCAACAGGCAGACAUGUUGAACAUUCUGACAUAGAACUUCACAGUAUGUUACUUAUAUCCUGAGUCAGAACAGCCAACACUUUAUUGCAAAUUAAGGAUACUUAUAAACAGCCUAACCAGCUCAUAGACACUGCUCCUGACGAUGGGGUGCUGACAUGCCGAAAAGCACUAGCUUUAGUUAAUAGUAAAUAAAACUUAUUUUAGUUAGGAGUCUGGUUUUUCCCCAACCACAAAAAUACAAUUCUUAAAGGAACACUAUAGUCACCAGAACCACUGUAGCUUAAUGUAAUGGCUCUGGUGUUUAUAGCCUGUUCCUUUAAGAAUUGUAUAUUUGUUGUUGGAAAAACAAACUCCUAACUAAAGUUUCUGCAAUCUAGACUGUAGCGGAUGGCACUGGGCUGUCCUGCAAAUGUCUUGUGAAUAGCUGCAUUCGUGUAAAUUGCUGGGUUUUUGUAUGUGUUUAAAAGAAUUGUAUUCCUCUGAUUGUUCGGUAGAAUCAUUCGAAUAGACUAAGGGAAUGAAACUACCGAACAAUCAGACCUCCCCUGUGUGAAUUGUGUCCUCAAUUACCCGUUGCAACAUUGUUGCGAACGGGUAAUUGACAAGUUAAGUAGCCGUCCUUUGUUCUCGGGGGUGGCCACCAUUCGACAAACGAACACAUGGCGGCGGCCAUUUUAAAACUCCCGAACAGCGGUGUUUUGCCGUCGAGUGUCUGGAACUCAAAUCGGACACUCGACUAGGCGAACACCGCUGAAACCUCCACAAGCCCGGUCCGUUCGGUUCCUAACUACCGAACGGCCCCUCGUUCGGUAGACAGGAAGAACCGAACGAGGGGAUUCAGGCGAACCCUCCCUAGCCUCUAUAGCUAGAGGCUUUCGUACAGUUUGUUCCCUUAUUCCAGGACCGACCGCAGGGCCCAUUCGCAUGGAACCGCAUUCGGCUAUCUCAGUCAGUGCGGUCGGUCAUUUUAUUCCCUCCAUACAUUUCCCGAACCCUGGUCUGAUCUGGGUGAUUUUUGGAUAUGUUGUUCACCCAGAUCAGGGCUAUCAGGGGAUGUAGGAUUUAAAGGGGUACCCCUACGUUUAGGGGUACAUCCAGAAACGGGGGAAUUGCUAGACUGGAUAAGGGGAUUAUGAUGCAGGCGGAGGGGAGGAGAUGUGUGGGAGGUUACCAGGACAGGAUUGGCUACUAUACUAAUGAUUGUAAAUCGCUCCCUUGCAUGGGAGCAUGCUUUAAAAGGACAGUGUGGAUUAAAAGAUUUCAGUUCUGCUCCUGAAACUGUGUGUCGUCCAGUUAUUGGGAUUGCUGUUGGGAUAUUGCUGUUAUUUUACCUGCUGGAAACCUUGCCUGUGGAUUUACUAUUUACUUGUUCCUGAGCCACUUGGAUUAUAAGCGGAGAUAACCUGGGGAAUAUUGCAUCUCCGCUACAUUGGUUGGCAGCGGUGGGAUCCAGACUCACAGAGGAACAAGUAUAAAUGGAGUACGGAUGGAGAUUGAUUUUGCCACACUAAAACGCUCCACGCUAAAAGACCUCCUGGAGGCAAGGGGUAUACAAACCAGCAACAAGAAGAAAGCGGUACUCAUUACUGAACUUAUGGCGGAGUACCGAAUGGAUGGCGAUUCGGUUCCCGAACAGGGGGAUUCAGGAGAAACACCGGAACAAAUGGAGUUCCAGAGGCAGCUACAAUUUCGGCUGUCUUUCUAUGGGGAACACCCUCCAGCAGAGAUUAUUUCAAAAACUAUGACGGAGGUCCAGGAAUUCAUAUUGAGAAAACAAACAGCAGCCCCAGAACGCAGCUCUGCAGUAAAUAUGCCACAAGAAGGUAAGCCUAAGAUACCAUACCAGGCUUUUAAAAUGUAUGUGGAGGCAGAGGAAGAUAUAGACGCUUUCCUGCAAGAUUUUGAGAGACUGUGUGCACUGCAUAGAAUCAGCGCAGGGGACUGGGUACCCAUUUUGGCAGGAAGGUUAACUGGGAGGGCAGCCGAGGCAUACCGUACUGUACCCAAUGAAGAGAUACGGAAUUACAGUAAAGUUAAAGAAAUUAUACUGGCCAGGUAUGCUAUAACACCGGAAGCAUACCGGCGGAGAUUCAGGGACUUAAAGAAGGUGGAGAAAGAUUCACACGCAGAGUGGGCAUGCAGAUUACAACGGGCAGCACUUGGGUGGGUGCAAGCGAGCAAGGCACGGUCCAUGGAGGAUGUAAUACAGAUGAUGCUGAUGGAGCAAUUUUAUGAGGGAGUAACCAGCGAUGUUCAGGAGUGGGUAAGAGACAGAAACCCUACCUCUCACCGAAGCUGCCAGGAAGGCAGAUGAGUACCUGGAUGCACGCAGGCAGCAAAAACCUGCAGCUCCAAAAGCCAUUUUAAAACCUUUGGGGGAACCAGCUACACCCCGGCUCCACCGGGACCCCUGCCACCACCGCCCGCUGCACAGCCAUGUUUCCGCCAGCCCACGUCUGGCCCCUGUCACCACUGCCAGAAAUGGGGACAUUAUAAAAGGGAAUGCCCCCAGCUGCGGGAUCGUUCCACCUGGAUCCAUCCCGGUCCACCCCCACCACCGAGAGCAGCCGCAGCCCACCACUACCAGGAUAUCGUGGCCACACCAUAUGGCUCAGCGGUUCCCAUUACAACCGUGGAACAGUGGGAAGUACUGCACGAGGCGGAUCCAGUCCAUGCCAAUGCUGACAACCGACAGCAUCACAGGCAGACCGUAUAUCUGGAGGGUAAAGCGGUCCAGGGUCUACGCGACUCAGGGGCUACCAUCACCCUGGUAAAGAGUCACCUGGUUUCAGAUCAGGCUAAACUAAGCAAGACUGUGGCCGUCAGGGUAGCCGGGGGAGCAAUAUACCGGCUACCUACAGCAAGGGUACAUUUGCAUUGGGGAGCGGGGUCAGGACAUGUGGAGGUGGGGUUGAUGCCGCAGUUACCGGCAGAGGUUUUAUUGGGGAAUGAUCUGGGGAGGCUCACGUCUGCUUUUGAGCCCCAGACACCCACCACAGGAGGAGCUCACCCUGUGGUCACCCGACAACAGGCCCGCACCCAGGACUACAACACACUGCCGGAGGUUCAGGUAAGAGAUCCUUCCCCUUCCCUUGACUGUGUUCCCUGGGCCCCUCCUAACGAAUUUGCAGCUGAGAUAGUGACUGACCCCACCUUGCAGGUGUAUAGGGACAAGGUGACAGCAUACACUCCUGGGGGAGAUGGAGAGAGAUUUGUCUGGGACAAGCAGCUUUUGUACAGGGAGACAGACAAGCAGAUUGCUGGGUCAGACCCAAUAGUGAUGAGGCAGCUAGUGGUGCCGCAGCGGUACCGAGCAGAGCUACUCCGGAUAGCGCACGAUAUUCCGCUAUCCGGACAUCUAGGGGUCAGUCGCACUAGGUACCGACUGACCCAAAGUUUCUUCUGGCAAGGGAUCAGGUAUUGCACCACCUGCGAUACCUGCCAAAGGGUAGGGAAAAGGGGAGACCGGAGGAAGGCGAAACUACACCCCCUUCCCAUAAUUGAGGAACCUUUUAGCCGAAUAGCGGUAGAUUUGAUAGGCCCCCUCAAGAAAGCUAGCCCGUCAGGCAAAAGGUACAUUUUAACGGUAGUAGAUUAUGCUACUAGAUAUCCAGAGGCAGUGGCUCUGACCAACAUCCACGCUGAAACGGUCGCGGAUGCCCUCAUGCAGAUAUUCUCCCGGUUGGGAUUACCCAGGGAGAUUAUCUCGGAUCAGGGUACCCAAUUUACCGCAGAAUUCACCCAACACCUCUGGAGGAUCUGUGGCAUUAAGCCUAUUAUCAGUGCCCCUUACCACCCCCAGACUAAUGGGCUCUGAGAACGGUUCAAUGGUACAUUGAAACAAAUGCUCCGAACCUUCGCAGAGACCCACAAGGACUGGGAGCGGUUCCUGCCGCAUCUCCUGUUCGCUUACCGGGAGGUGCCGCAGGAAUCCACGGGGUUUUCCCCGUUUGAACUGCUAUUUGGGAGGAGAGUCAGAGGCCCAUUAGAUCUUAUAAGAGAGCAUUGGGAGGGAGAAGGAGCGCAGAUGGCACUCCCAUCAUACCAUAUGUGUUGGCCCUCCUGGACCGCCUGGAAGCAUUGACUAGGACGGUAAGGGAAAACCUUCAGGUGGCGCAGACCCGCCAGCGCACAUGGUAUGAUCGGGGAGCCAGUGACCGUAGCUUUCAGGUCGGGCAGAAAGUGCUAAUUUUAAAGCCUGUCCGACAUGACAAGCUACAGGCCGCCUGGCAGGGACCUUAUAGGGUGGUGGAACAGAGAUGUGACACCACCUAAAUAAUCGGUCCCUGCACAGGGACGGGAGGGCGACGCAUGCUCCAUGCUCCAUGAUGAAGCCCUACCAGGAGCGCUCCGAGGAGGUAACCGCCAUAUGUGCGCCCAGUUCUGACGAGUUUGACAGCUUACCACUCCCAGAUCUGCUGGGAGAUGGGCAGCUGUCUGGGGAUUUAGGGGAGGUUGCACUGGGAGACCGGCUGAGCCCACAGGAGCGUAUCGAGGUACAGCGGCUGUUAGAGGAGAAACGAGACACGUUCUCUAAUGUACCUGGGUACACCCCUCUGGCCACUCACCGGGUAGAGACCCCAGGGCAACUACCCAUGUGCCAGACCCCCUACCGCAUCCCGGAAGCGGUGAGGGAACACAUGCGCAAGGAGAUCGAUGAGAUGCUCCAACUGGGGGUGAUUGAGCCCUCAGUCCCUGGGCUUCUCCUGUAGUGCUCGUACCGAAGCGGGACGGUACGAGCCGCUUCUGCGUAGACUACCGGAGAUUAAACGAGAAAACGGUGUCCGAUGCAUACCCUAUGCCACGGAUAGAUGAGCUACUGGACAGAAUGGCCAGGGGUCAAUAUCUCACUACUAUUGACUUAUGUAAGGGGUAUUGGCAAAUCCCCCUGGCCCCAGAUGCCAUCCCUAAGUUGGCCUUUGUCACCCCAUUUGGCUUGUACCUGUUUAAGGUCAUGCCAUUUGGGAUGAAAAACGCCCCAGCUACUUUCCAGACGAUGGUAGACCGACUCCUGGAUGGGUUCCAAGACUACACCUGUGCCUACCUGGACGAUAUUGCCAUUUUUAGCAAUACGUGGCAGGAGCACUUGGCCCAUAUAGGAGCGGUACUAGACAGGAUUAGGGAAGCUGGUUUGACACUGAAACCGGCCAAGUGCAGCAUAGGGAUGGCCGAGGUGCAGUACCUCGGACAUAGAGUGGGGUGCGGCAAACAGAAGCCCGAACCAGCCAAAGUAGAGGCUGUGGCCCAGUGGCCCACCCCUAGGACUAAAACCUAGGUUUUAGCAUUUCUAGGGACCGCUGGGUAUUACAGAAAAUUCGUCCCUAACUAUAGUGCCCUAGCCAAGCCCCUCACUGACCUUACCCAGAAGAAUUUGCCCCGCCAGGUGACCUGGACCCCGGAGUGUGAGCAGGCAUUCCAACAUCUGAAAAAUGCACUGAUAAAUGCCCCUGUCUUGGCAGCUCCCAAUCCAACUAAACGUUUUCUUGUUCACACAGACGCUUCUAUGUUUGGAUUGGGAGCAGUACUGAGCCAAGUCGGGGCCGAUGGUGGAGAACACCCCGUGGCUUACAUCAGUCGCAAGCUGUUACUCCGAGAAGUAAGCUACGCCGCCAUCGAAGGAAUGCCUGGCUGUGGUGUGGGCCUUAAAGAAACUGUCUAUAUGGACAGCCCUUUUCCUUACUCACGGAUCACAACCCGCUGGUAUGGCUAAACCGGGUGGCUGGGGACAAUGCCAGGCUGCUGCAUCCUUUUGACUUUACUAUUCAGUACCGCCCGGGUAAACAGAAUGGGAAUGCCGACGGGUUGUUGAGACAAACUGACCUGGAAAAAUGAUCCGUGAGUCCCCGGACAUCCCCAAGCCGAUCCGUGUUGGAUCAGACUGUGUAUGCCGGCUUGUGGGCAAGGGGGAGCAGUGUAGCGGAUGGCACUCGGCUGUCCUGCAAAUGUCUUGUGAAUAGCUGCAUUCGUGUAAAUUGCUGGGUUUUUGUAUGUGUUUAAAAGAAUUGUAUUCCUCUGAUUGUUCGGUAGAAUCAUUUGAAUAGACUAAGGGAAUGAAAUUACCGAACAAUCAGACCUCCCCUGUGUGAAGUGUGUCCUCAAUUACCCGUUGCAACGUUGUUGCGAACGGGUAAUUGACAAGUUAAGUAGCCGUCCUUUGUUCUCGGGGGUGGCCGCCAUUCGACAAACGAACACGUGGCGGCGGCCAUUUUAAAACUCCCGAACAGCGGUGUUUUGCCGUCGAGUGUCUGGAACUCAAAUCGGACACUCGACUAGGCGAACACCGCUGAAACCUCCACAAGCCCGGUCCGUUCGGUUCCUAACUACCGAACGGCCCCUCGUUCGGUAGACAGGAAGAACCGAACGAGGGGAUUCAGGCGAACCCUCCCUAGCCUCUAUAGCUAGAGGCUUUCGUACAGUUUGUUCCCUUAUUCCAGGACCGACCGCAGGGCCCAUUCGUAUGGAACCGCAUUCGGCUGUCUCAGUCAGUGCGGUCGGUCAUUUUAUUCCCUCCAUACAUUUCCCGAACCCCUGGUCUGAUCUGGGUGAAUUUUUGGAUAUGUUGUUCACCCAGAUCAGGGCUAUCAGGGGAUGUAGGAUUUAAAGGGGUACCCCUACGUUUAGGGGUACAUCCAGAAACGGGGGGAAUUGCUAGACUGGAUAAGGGGAUUAUGAUGCAGGCUGAGGGGAGGAGAUGUGUGGGAGGUUACCAGGACAGGAUUGGCUACUGUACUAAUGACUGUAAAUCCCUCCCUUGCAUGGGAGCAUGCUUUAAAAGGACAGUGUGGAUUAAAAGAUUUCAGUUCUGCUCCUGAAACUGUGUGUCGUCCAGUUAUUGGGAUUGCUGUUGGGAUAUUGCUGUUAUUUUACCUGCUGGAAACCUUGCCUGUGGAUUUACUAUUUACUUGUUCCUGAGCCUCACUUGGAUUAUAAGCGGAGGUAACCUGGGGAAUAUUGCAUCUCCGCUACAUAGACACUAAAGAGUCUAUUUUCAUUCAGCAUCUCCACGCUCUGCGUGGUGCAGCUGAACGUUCCCCAUAGAGAUGCAGUGAUUUGAAGCAUCUUUAUGAGGAGAUGAUUAGUGCAGCAUUUUGCAGCGAAUGCUCAAUAGCUUCCCAAUGCUUUCCUAUGCAAAAGUAUUGGAUUGGCUCAGAUCAUCAAAAUUAUCUCGGCUAUGGAGGCAUGCCAGCCGCAGUGAAAAACACCAUUCCCAUGUGACUGAAGGGGAGCUGGUGACCUAAACAUGUUAAUGCACUGACAGACAGAUACACAUACACCUACACAAACAAACACACACACAUACACACACCUACAGAAUGACACAUACUCAGAUAUAUGUACACACGCUCACUGAUACACUCUCUCACACACUCAAAGAAUUUUUGUUUUUAUACACACACGCAGAUUCAUAGAUACACAAAUACACAUACAGACAUAUACACACACACACACAAAGAUAAAUAUAUUGCCACCCUCCUCUUACCUACUUUGUGGGCACAGGAGGGGCUUUUCCUGGGUCCAGUGGGACUGGGAGCAGGUUACAGUGGGGCUGGAUGAGGCUGAUAGGAGUGGGCUGCCACUGAUCCAGACUCCCACUCUCCUGUCUGUGUUAUCUCAGUGCGCCAGGAGGAAGUGAAAGGAACUUAACUACAGUUAAACCUAAUUUUCGGUUUACAAAUGAAAAUCCAUUGAAAAUAAUGCCUCAGUUUACAAUUUUUUUUCCGCAAUACAAAGAAAGCUUCCCUAGGAUGCAUUGCACCUGGGAGGUUUAUAGCACCGCCCCCUGCAUGCUGGAGCCAGUGGGUAGCACGUGGCGUCAAGUGUGGAGGUGUUGGAGCGGCUUUUGCAUCGAGUUUUGGAGACAUUCUGAAUAGGCGGGUGGGCGGCUCUGCGAUCAGAGACAUCUCAACCUGUUAGCUUGUCCUUCUCCGCGGUCUCAGCGCCGGGAGGAAGUAGUUACAGUUCCCUUCACUUCCUAGAGAGACAGGCGGAGGAGGGGACAGGGCUGACAAAUCCCCGGCGCCAGAAAAAAAUAUUCUUAGCCGCCAUGGCAAACUGGCGCCUGGGAUUUGACAAUGGAGUAAAAUGCCUCCCAACCCAGAACUUCUCUCUCUUCCCUUCUCUCUCUCUCUCUCUUCCCUUCUCUCUCUCUCUCUCUCUCUCUCUCUUCCCCUCUCUCUCUCUCUUCCCCUCUCUCUCUCUCUUCCCCUCUCUCUCUCUCUUCCCCUCUCUCUCUCUCUUCCCCUCUCUCUCUCUCUCUUCCCCUCUCUCUCUCUCUUCCCCUCUCUCUCUCUCUUCCCCCAGCCCCCCCGCUCUUCCCCGGCUGGCUUUCCGCUCUUCCCCUGCCCUCACUCUCAACCAACCAAGGAAGUGAUCUGUGACUGAGCACCAUGGGACGUGGAAUCCACAGCAGCCGGAGAGUUUCCUGUUACGCUCACCGCUGCCGAGCUGUUCCACUGGCAUGGUGCUGGCUGGUACCACAGUCACUGGAUUCUCCUGACCAUACUCUCUGCACAGCCUUCAACCUCACUGGCUUGUGCCAAAGCAGCUCUGGAUCUGGCGCGCUCGAGUCAUGUGACGAGGCAGAAGCCCUCCACUCUUUCGACUCUCUUUGAAGAGUGCACAGCGGACCGAGGGAAACAUCGCAAGACUUCCCAUCCGUGCAUUCCUGCAUGUGCUAACAGUUUUUAGUUUUUUUGUUUUUGUUUUUUCUCUUUCUAUGUGAGUGAAAGGGAGAACCCUGUGUCACAUGGCAGUCAAGGGGAGCCACUGCGUGACAUGUUCUAGAACUAGAGAUUGAGAACUAGUUCUAGAACUAGAGAGAAUGGAUAGGCCCAUUUUCGGUUGAAAAUUUCAGUUCAUCCCUAGCUACAAGUACCAUCCACAUGUUUUACAGCUGUCAUCAUGCUGAGUCUGAAUCUAGCAGAGUUUGAGAGUUGCAAGCCAAAAAAACUUGUGUUGGUUGACAGUUGAGACAAUCUUGUCAUAAGAUACUUGUAUUGAGUACAACACUUCAGUUCAGUCAAUGGAGAAUGGAAGCCAGCAUGUUUUUUGUUUUUGUUUUUUUUUAAUACUGUAAAUGAAGAAUUAAAAUGAGAUGGGAGUGUGGCCAGCUGAUGUGGAAUGUUUGUGGGGAAUUGCAGAGCAUCUAGCAAAAUGCAAUGUAUAUGGGAAUAUGUAAAUGUUUUUGAGAGAGAUUGGUGGAAAGGAAAGACCAGAGUAAAAUAAACUGGAAAUAGGGACCGGUGAAAAGAAAGAUGGUUUAAAAAAAAAAAAAAAAAAUAGAAUGGCAUCAAAUGGAAGAUGAAAAAGGAAAAAUGAAACUAACAUUCAGUAAUAAAAAAGAAAAAAGAAAAAUAGAGCUAGACGCACUCUAGGUCUAGUGCUUGGGUGCUACAUUCCCCACCUGUGAAACUAGGCUUAAGAUUUUAGACCAAAGAUAAACCAUCUUGGACAUCUAACAUACUGCACUAUAUAAGUGUCUUAUUUUGUUUUACUUUCUACACUAUAGUCCCUUCCUUUUUGUCCUCUUUCCAUUACAUAUCUCGGAUUUGAUUACCUUUUCAAGGUGCUGCUCCCCAACGCCAUCUUCUCUAUUAUAUUCCAGCAACCAGAUAGGAGAGAUUCUGGUUUGGUUUCUUAACGCUGCCUUCUUUAUUUGGACAGUAAAUACAUUGUUGUGCAGUAGUGACUAUUUAAAUCUAUAAAGCCAAUAGAGGUAUUCAAAGCUGUUGUGGGAUCAUCCUUGCUGUGGAAAUGACACUAAACUGUUUUGUUUCCAAAAAAAUGCAGGAAAAAGAAAGGAGAGAAUCCCUUUAUUUGCAUUAUAUUAGAAUAAAUCUGUCAAAGUAUAAAUGUAAAAUUACAGUGCCUUUUCCAAUAUUUGGCUAGGCAGCACCAGUGACCUCCCUCUUUCUAUAGCAGUAUAAUAAACCAGGGGUUAACAAACUGGCUUUCAAUCUAGGAGCCAGCUAAAAAAAUAAGGAGCCAGUUUUUUCCCCAAUGACAAAAAUACAAUUCUUAAAGGGACACUAUAUUUGCCAGAACUACUACAGCUUAAUGUAGUGGUCUGGGGUCUAUAGAUUGUCCUUGCAGGCUUUUCAAAGUAAAUUCUGCCUUUUCAGAGAAAAGGCAGUUUGCUGCCUAGUAACACCUCUGGUGGCCGUCACUCAAACGGCCACUAAAGUGUGUCCUACCUACAUUCAGCGUCUUCACGCUCUGCAUGGAGGCGCUGAACGUUCCCCAUAGAGAUGCAUUGAUUUAUUACAUCUCUAUGAGGAGAUUGAUAAUCUUAGCUAUGGAGGCUGGCUGGCUGCAGCAAGACCGGCAUAGUGUUGGGGAAAAAAGUAAGUAACACCAUUCCCAUGCGAGCAGAGGGGGCUGGUGACUUAAAUGAACACGAAAACACACACACACACACACUCUCACACAGUCACACACACAUCCACGCUGACACACUUUAACACAGUCACAAAGUAUUAUUUGAUACACUCAAAUGGAUACACACGCACACAAAGAUUCAUAGAUACACACAAACAGGCAUAACAGAUAUAUACACACAAAUAAAAACAAGUAUUUGUACCCACCCUCCUGUUUCCUACCUUUUGUGCUCAGGGGGUUGGCUUCCCUGCGGUCCAGGGAAGGGGAUGAUUUGCAAAGGUAGCAGACAAGAACCCUAAAGGUUUUGCAAGUUGUUUAAAGAUUUACCCCAAUGGAAAAAUGCAUAAAUACAUUUUAAUUGUUCAAUAUGGAUAUAGUUACUACAGGGAUUUUUUAUUUUGUGUUUGUGUAGCAAAGUGUCCCUUUAAAGCCCUGCACUGCUGCAUAAAGGUAAUGUGGUUAACGCUCGUUGACCGCAUACAUCGGCAUGUGUUUAAAGUGCAAUAUUCGCUACCUGAGGUCCUCUGUUAUUGUGACAUUACUAACCCAAUCCUUGUGCUGGUCUGGGUCGCUCUUACUUCUGAGCGGUCCACAUGCGCUGACCAUAAUGAAUAUUCGUGUGGCCCACCUAGUAUUACUAAGAACACCGCUCGCAUCACGAGCACACUGUUAAAGGGGCAAUAGGGGCCUCAUUGGUCCACGUCAUUCCGGCGCCCCCAUGCACGCACAUUUUCGGGUCACAGGCAUGAAGUGGACCUAUCAAAUGUUACAUGAUGUCACCAAACUUAAACGUCCCUAGCCCUAUCUACUGUGCUCUAUUGUGGUUCCUGUUCCCAAUACCCUUUAGUGCAUUCCUUGAUCUAUUGUGUAUUAUUCUGGUAUUGAUCUCGGCUUUGUUACUGGUCCAGCGUUUAUCUUUAACCUUUUCCUGUGUUUGACUAAUUUCUGUGUGCCUGACUAUGGCUAGUUCUUGAUUUCGCGGUCUCUCUGUUACCAUUACCUUGGCUUGUUACAGACUACGCUUUUCUCUCUAACGUUAAGUGCAGCCAUUCUAAGGCCCAGUAGUAUGUUAUUUCCUUGUUUCAUCCUUUGCUAUCAUAAACUCUGCAUUUUGGGGUUUUACCUCGUGACAGAUGUGUGGUUACAAUUAGAAACAAACAAAUUGAAAUUCCCCAGGCUGAGAGAUCACACUCAGCUGUGGUGAAUCUUGUGUUGCACACUGUGGAAGGGUGUCACCCAGGGACUUAAAAGACAUUGACAGGGUUUUCUCGUGCUCACUGCUGACCGUGUUCAGCACUUUGCUUUGCCAGCUGCCCACCACCGUUCAAUGCAGCUCAAUAGUAAGACUUUGAAAGGUAGAUGCUCAGGGAAAGUGCCUGCCUCUUGAGUUUACUCCACUGAGCUAAACAAACCAGGUAAUGGUUUGCCCCAUUAGAGCCCAGCUCUAUGAUACUACUCACAUCCUAAUCACUACAAUGGGCUGUGGUAAUUGAUAAAGUAGAAAAACACCUUUUAUGCUUUUAAAAGGUAAAUAGUAAAUGUAUAUUUGCCAAAAACAAGUUAUAUGACCUAAAGAUACAGUUGAAAGGAUCCACCACCAGGUUAUUAUACAUUUACUAUAUACCUUAUGAAGCAUAAUAAAAAUGUUUUUCUGAUUUUUGAAACUACGGUAAGAGUGUAUGAGUGCGUUUUGUUUUUUUGUAUUAUUUUGGAGAUAUACUCCUUAAUAGCAGCACGUUUAAGUCAGGAGAGUGGCAGCAUUUAUUUACAUUAUGGCUAUUGAUGCUUUUGAGUAACCAUUUAAGAAAGUUAUGCUGCUAAUUAGAUAUUAUACAUCAUAGGUUAUUUUGUUUUAAUCAAUGUUUUUUUUUCCCCUCCAUUCAAUAGAUAUCACUAUGGGAAGUAAUACAAUUGAAGAACUUAAGAACCUCAUGGACUCAUCAGAUUCUGCCAGUGAUGAGAAGACUGAUGUUAAAAUUGCUCCAGAAAUAAAUUGUAUAAGAAAAAAUAAUCAAAGAAAGAGGAAAAGAUUUGUAAUAAAUAAAGGACAAGAAUAUGCUUUAUCUGUAAAAGCUGAAGACUCUGAUCCUGAUCUUUAUAUAAAGACCGUAUAUACCUCUCAUUCUGGUAUGGAAUCAGACUUGUGUAGAGAAGAAAAUCUUAGCAGUGGCCAUAUUUACACCAUAAAUCAACAGACCGAAUAUAGAUCUCCUAUUAAGGAGGAAUUUGCAUCAUGCAGAAGCCUGUGUGUAGAACCUUUUUCUGAACCUGAAUUCCAUACUGUAAAGGCAGAAUCCACAGCAGAGACGCAUUGCCUCUCUACUGAUAAUAAUGAAGUAUCAGCCUCAUGUGAAGAGCAUCUGGAGGACAAUUAUGGAAAGGCUUCACAGACAGACUUGGCAUCUCUUAUCAUUAAAGAGGAAUCUGCCUCAUGGGAUGAAGGAGCUUAUAGUGACACAUGUACAACAACAGAUACAAAUACAAAAACAGAAUAUAUACCUAGUAAUCACAGUAAGGAAAGAGACACAUGUGAAAAAAGUUUUUGCAGUACUGAUAUUGAUACACCUGAAAGAAAUACACAAACAGACUCUAUGAAUUUCAAAGGUCCGAUAUCAUCCGGUAAAGGACGUUUUGAAGGUUCUGAAAUGGAAUAUACAUCUUUUGUUAUUAAAGAGGAAUGUUCCUCAGGGGAAGAAGAAAAUGAUUAUGACACUGAUCUCUGCACAUCCUCAGAUCACACACAGCCAGAUUAUUCAUCUGUUCACAUUAAGGAAGAAUCCACAGGGGAUGAAGGGAAUCUCACAGAUACUGACAGCUAUACAUACCCAGAACAUAAUCAGACAGAAUCUACAUCUGCUGAACUUAAGAAUGAAUCUACAUCAAUUAAAGAUGUAAUUAGCGAGAAAUCACAUAACACACAGAGGAUGCAUAACUGUUCUGAAUGUGGAAGAGGUUUCACCCAUAAGUCAGAUCUUGCUAUACAUCAGAGACGUCACACUGGAGAGAAACCAUUCCCCUGUUCAAUAUGUGGGAAGUGCUUUGCUACUAAAUCUGAUUGCACAGGACAUCAGAUAGUUCACAGAGAAGAACGACCAUUUGUGUGUUCUUACUGUGGGAAAAGUUUUAAAACCAGAUCACAUGUUGUGACACAUCAGAGAAUUCACACUGGAGAGAAACCAUUCUCAUGUUCUGUAUGUGGAAAAUACUUUAGCCAAAGCUCAUACCUUAUGUCACAUAGGAAGACUCACACUGGUGAAAGGCCAUUCCCAUGUAAUGUAUGUGGAAAGCGGUUUACUAAAAAGUCAAGUCUUGUUACUCACCAGAGGAUUCACACAGGAGAGAAGCCAUUUUCGUGUACUAUGUGUGGUAAAUGUUUUACUGAUAAAACAGGUCUGAUAUAUCAUGAAAAGGUUCAUGUAGGGGAGAAACCAUUUUCAUGUUCUGUAUGUGGGAAAUCAUUUACUGAUAGAACAGGUCUUGUGUAUCAUGAAAGAAUUCAUACAGGAGAGAAACCAUUUUCUUGUUCCGAGUGUGGGAAAGCUUUCAUUUGUAAGUCUGGUCUUGUUUCCCAUCAGAGGAUCCACACGGGAGAAAAGCCAUUCACUUGUUUGGAAUGUGGAAAAUGUUUCAACAAGAAAGGAAAUCUUGUUAAACAUCGGCUGCUUCAUACAGGAGAGAACCCAUUCUCAUGUUCUGUAUGUGGGAAAGGCUUUUCUGUAAAAUCUAAGCUUGUGAGACAUGAGAAGAUUCAUACUGGUGAGAAACCAUACUCAUGUACAGAAUGUGGGAAAUGUUUCACUGGCAAAUCAAGUCUUAUUUAUCAUCAGAAGAUUCACACAGAAGAUAAUGCAUGGUCGUGUUCUGAAUGUGGACAACAUUUUAGCCAAAAAUCUGAUCUUCUCUCACAUAAGAAGGAUCAUAAAGCAGAAAAGUCUGUUUAACCCCUUAAGGACACAUGACGUGUGCCAUGUCAUGAUUCCUUUUUAUUCCAGAAGUUUAGUCCUUAAGGGGUUAACAAUGUCAGAAGAACCAUUUUUUGAGAGUAAUUUUUGCUGAAAAUACAGAGCACUCCUAGUGAAAAGAAAAAUGUACUACUUUCAUUUCAUGCUAAUAGACUCAAAAUACAGACUAUGACUGUGGAAAAAUAGUAAAAUGCACAUCUGGUCUACUCUGACCAUUGAAAUGUGUUAAUUUAGACAUAUUUAGCAUGUCUGUCCUUUCAUCUGCAAGUGGAGUUAUCUAUUUCUUCUCUGUGGAAAUGCAUUUUUUUUUUUUUUUUCCAAUAAACUUGCUUUAGUCACAAUAUGGUUUCUAGAAUUAACAUUGGUUAAUAAAUACAGUAAUUUCUCUUGAGAGAGUCAUUCUGCUCGACUGGCAUUGAUUCUAUGGUUGUGAGGGUAAAUGUGCCUCAGUUUUACUAGUGAUGCAUGAAUUAUUUUUUGCAGCAAGUAGCAUACCAUUUAUGAGGAUGUCAUACACACUAAUAGUGCAUCGAAUUACAUAACAUAUCCCAGUCUAAUAAAACCACAGAAACCAUGUGAAUUGGACCUGUACGCCAUUAGUAUUUUUACUUCUUAAGAGAGACCACUAGAAAGGAAGACAUUCAAGUCUAUCUUAAUUCAGUGUGUAAAGAAUACUGGGAUAGUGAUACCUCUCUCAAACCUUCAUCUUGUUGAGAUUUGAAACAGAUUCCUAGAUUUGUAUUUAUUUCUGAUGGAGCAUAUCUUUUUUUGCCUUUUGAUUGAAAUCUCACUCAUUUAAAAGGCUAAUCUAGGUGUGGAUUCUAUGCUUACAGUGCAUAGAGGGGUACACCGAACUGAUAAGGUCCAAAGAAGGCUAAAAGUAUCCUUUAGGAAAAGAGCCUAACAUAAGUUUGUAUUUGGUCUACCCUUGUGAGAGGGAUUUGUCUGAUACAUUAAGGUUCUCUUUUAUUAGAAAACGUGUUUCAUGACCUCAGCAUUGACUAACUGUAGAGCAAGCUUUUGAGUUUUUCCCCUUCUCUGUGUUUCCUUAUCUUCUGUUUUUGCUUCAAUAAUCAUCAAAAUAGCCAGUUCUCUUCAAAGUAGACCUAGCAAGGCUUACAUUUUUCAACUCCUGCUUACUUGCUUUAAUGGGGCCUCGGCAUUUGCUGUUCUUACAUGGUUUAAUAGGGACACAUGACAGUGCAUAAUUUGGUCCUAAUAGAUGAUUGAGAGUUCUGGCUGCCUAAUUAACAGGUUUAAGGAGCUGUGUUAUAGCUGUAGCCAAUAUCUACAAAUCUGUCAUGGCACUCUCGGAGCUAGAACAGAAACAAAGUUAAAUCAGUAGUAUCGGGCAUGCCAAAGUAGUUCCCUACUGGGUCACCACGGACAAUGUGCGUGCUCUCACAAUAGGUGUCAGUGGAGCUGCCUGGAGGACUGCCUGGGCUGUAAAUAAUGUUUAGUGAAGGGGGGUGGGGGGAAAUUAUAUAUAUAUGUGUGUGUGUGUGUGUAUAUAUAGGAGUCAUACAAAGUGUAUUUUUAUACUUUUCUAAAUAGUAUGUUAUGCUUGGGGUAAUUUUCAUUCCUGGGCUGCCAUACAGUCUCAAAGGCAACAUAACCAUUAUGGAAAACUGCAAUGUGUAUAUACUGGAAAUGAAAAAGCCCUAUAUUUGGCACUGUAACGUUCCAAAAUACCAUCAAAACUGUAAAUGGGUGGUACUGUUGUCCUAGUGAGACAUCACUGAAUACAAAUGUGUAUUUUAUUACAGUAAAACCUAACCGUGUUACGACAUUCACCGUUAAAAUGCCAUGCAGAACUAAAAAACAAAAAAUCUUAAUUUCUC